Python bivittatus (Burmese python) is the source of this 729-nucleotide messenger RNA. NCBI's taxonomy places the organism in Eukaryota, Metazoa, Chordata, Lepidosauria, Squamata, Pythonidae. The record is from RefSeq and is a predicted model, not a curated record.
AUGAUGUUGGAGAAAGAGGAGAAGAAGAAUGCAGUGGUGAUGGUGGAAGAGGAGGAGAAGGAAGAACCAGAACUUGGGAAACCUCGUAGAAGUAACUACACUCUUCCGGGUUAUGAUUUUAACUAUGGAUUGUAUCUACAUGGACUUGAUGGUGGUGUCCCUGAAGCCAUUUGCCACUGGCACGUCAUGAAGCCCAGGGUUAUUCUGGAGAAGGAGAAACCCCGAGAUUACAUGACCACCAACUGCCAAGCGGUCAAGGACGGCUACACCACAGCCCACGAACAGAACCUUUACCGCAAGAUCAAGGACUUCCACCUCAACAUGGAAGACGAACGUCGCUUCAAGAAGACACCUCCAAAGGUCCCCGCAGACAUGACUUACGGAAGACCACCACGACCCUCCACUCCUUUCUUCGACCUGCUGCAGCACAAAUACAAAGAGAUUUGGAUGGCCGAGCAGAGAGCUGUCAUCAAAGCUGAAAAGGCCGAAAAGAAGCAAAAGAAACGACGGGGGAAGUUCUAUGAGACGCGGACGACUUUGUUGAGAAAGCACCAACCGCCGAUGAAAGAGGAGCAACUUUGGCGUAUCCCCCAUUUUCAGAAGGUCAGUCCACACCUCGCAACCUUCCCGGAUCAUGCCUCAUACAAGCGGGCGCUGGAGGUCUUCCGUUCAGAGAUCCCUGUGAGGAUCGGACCCCUGGCACAGGGCAUAUAUACCACAGCCUGUUAA